AUGCGACGGCUUCCUCCCUUCCCACCCCCUGGCUGGGCAGAGCGGCGGCUGCGCGGCGGCCCCAGUCUGGAAGAGCUGGCUUGCCGGCGCCGAGCCCUGGUUGCUUCUCCGGCCGCGGAGGCCUUGGCCGGAACCUGCCCUGCAGUGCAACCGGGCUGGGAGCCUCCAGGUCUGUCGCCUUCCCGGCCUUUCUGGGCUCCUCGGGGCUGCUGCUCUGAUCCCUCUAACGCCGCCUCCGUCGGUCCCCGUCGCUCUCCUUCCUGCCUUCUGGCUCUGCGGCCCCACCGCUUGCAAGUUGCAUCUCUCUCCCGAAUCCAUUCGCCUCCCCCGGCUGCUUUUGCUCGCCCCGCCGCUUCGCCCCCUCCUCUCUCAUCCUUCUUCCAGCCCGUCGGCAGGCAGGAAACAAAGCAGACAAAUGUGGGGCUGGUGGAACCUUCCAAGACUGCAGAUCUUAUUCCUGCAUCUGUUAGGAGAGUCCCCUUCGCCCUAAAACCAAAAAUCGAGGCUGAGCUGGACCGCCUAGUAGCACAAGGGGUCCUAGAGCCGGUCGAUUACGCCAUGUGGGAAACCCCCAUAGUGACUCCGGUCAAACUGAAUGGGGACGUGAGGAUUUGUGCCGACUACAAGUGCACAAUCAACAAGGCGCUCCAGGUUAAUCCCUACCCAGUGCCGGUUGUCAGCCACGUCCUGGCCGCCCUUGCGGGGUCCAAAAUUUUCGGGAAGCUGGACUUGGCACAAGCCUACCAGCAGCUUCCGGUGGACACCAAAACGGCCGAGGCACAGACGAUUGUGACCCAUAGGGGGGCGUUCAAGGUGAACCGGCUACAGUUUGGGGUCAGCGUAGCUCCGGGGAUCUUCCAGAGUAUAAUGGACGCUCUCCUCAAAGGGAUCCCAGGAGUCCAGCCCUUUUUCGACGACAUUUUAAUCGCCGCCCCGAACCCUGAGGAGUUCAGCAACCGUCUCAGGGAGGUGCUCCGUCGUUUCCAAACCGCUGGACUUAAGGUGAAGAGGGAGAAGUGUUUGCUGGGGGUACCGCGGGUGGAGUUCCUAGGAUUCGCCGUGGACGCAGAGGGAAUCCACCCGACCGAGGAGAAAACCAGGGCCAUCGUACAAGCCCCGGCCCCCACGUGUAAAGCGGAGCUACAGAGCUUCCUGGGGGUGCUCAACUUUUAUCACACGUUCAUACCCCACAAAGCGGCCAUCGCGGAACCCCUACACUGGUUACUGGACAAAAAAGCUCCUUGGGUGUGGGGGAAGAAGCAAGCCGCUGCGUUCCAGGCAGUGAAGGACGUCCUGGUCUCUAACGCGGUGCUUCACCACUUCGACGAGCGCCUUCCGGUCAUUCUGACAUGCGAUGCAUCGCCGUACGGGGUGGGCGCUGUUCUGGGGCACCAACUAUCGGACGGCCGGGAGGUACCGGUCGCCUACUAUUCCCGCACCUUAACGUCAGCGGAGCGUAAUUACGCUCAAAUAGACAAGGAAGCCCUGGCGAUCGUAGCAGGGGUUCACAAAUUUAACGAUUAUUUGUACGGUCGCAAGUUCACGAUAGCGACCGACCACAAGCCUCUCUUGUACAAAAUGAGGCGGAAGGAACUCGCGGCCCACAAGGGGUGCCUGCUAUGGGGGAGCCGGGUGGUGGUUCCCCCUCCCCUUCAGAAAAGGGUCCUUGCAUCACUACAUGAAACGCACCCGGGCAUUGUGAGGAUGAAGGCCCUAGCCAGGAGCUAUGUGUGGUGGCCGGGGAUGGACGGAGAAAUAGAGGACUGGGUCCGGAGAUGCAGUGCGUGCCAGGAAUCGCGGCCGGACCCACCCAGCGCCCCGGCCACAAGGUGGGAAACCACAAGGAAACCCUGGUCCAGGCUCCACAUAGACUUCGCGGGGCCGUUCCAGGGGCAGAUAUUCCUUAUAAUCGUGGACGCCUACACAAAAUGGUUAGAGGUCCUCCCUGUAGCAUCCACCUCCUCAGCAGCCGCCAUCCGAGCCCUGCGCCGGGUCCUGUGCACCCACGGCAUCCCAGACACCCUGGUCUCGGACAACGGGGCCGCCUUCACCUCGGGAGAGUUCCAGGCCUUCCUACAGAGGUACCUCAUAAGGCACAUCAGGUCGGCCCCCUUUCACCCCGCCACCAACGGCCAAGCCGAGCGGAUGGUCCGCACCACCAAAGAGGCCCUGGGCAGGAUCGUGCAGGGCGACUGGGAUCACAGGCUGGCCGCAUUCCUAUUCGACAACAGGGUCAUCCCAAACCCUGUCACUGGGAUCAGUCCAGCAGAGCUCCUCAUGGGGCGCAAGCUCACCACAAGGCUAGACAGACUACACAUUCUCCUUCUCCUGCCGAGCUCCGCCGGCUCCCUGCCCCUUGACUCCUGGAGCCACUGCUUCUGCCAGCAGAUCUCUGCCCACUCGAUCACCAGGCAGGGGCAUGAAGGGGUGGAGGCGCCCUACAGACUGAGGCUGGCAGACAAGGGGACAGAGGACUGGUCGAUACCUGACCUGGCGACAGACAUGGUCAGAGGCGAAGGCAACAGCAGCAGCGCAUGUGCUCUCACCAUAACUGCAGUGCUGCUGUUUGCGUGGGCAAAGAGAAUGAUGGGGGUGGGAGCAGCGCAUAGCUUCAGGCCUCCAGUUGAUGACAUCAUCAUCUGGCACUGGAUAACACAGAUGAUGCUGGGAAAGAGCAAGCCUCAGAAGCUAUUGAGCCAGCUGGCCAAGCAUGGAGGUGACCAGCAGAAUCCAAACUGUGAUGGCAUGGACAGAGCAAGGGUGGCACCCAACGAAGAAAGAUCCUGGGAGCAGCCAGCCAGGGAGGGCAUGAUGGAAGUCAUCCUAGUGAAAGGAUCUCUCCACCUCUACAGGCGGCAGGCACUUUCGGGCCCUCAGUUUGCAGCAAUGGUGACAGGGCGCUCAGGCGGGACAUAG
Heteronotia binoei (common prickly gecko) is the source of this 2916-nucleotide messenger RNA. RefSeq lists its product as uncharacterized. Gene Ontology annotation, molecular function: nucleic acid binding. The transcript is spliced from 6 exons. Bases 1 to 2916 code for a protein of 971 amino acids. The record is from RefSeq and is a predicted model, not a curated record. Gene Ontology annotation, biological process: DNA integration. NCBI's taxonomy places the organism in Eukaryota, Metazoa, Chordata, Lepidosauria, Squamata, Gekkonidae.